AUCGUUGUCAACUAUCUUAUUGGAUCCAUCGUCACAUUUUUUUUUUGUAUCGUCGUCCUAUGUCGCCUCCAUCAUUGCACCCUAUCCCACCUCCCCUCUCGUAGUUGCUCGCAUCUUUACACGUGGAUUAGUCUCACCGACCACUCUGUUCCAUUAGUGUAAUGUUUUCCAACGAGAGCAAACGUGAUAUAGGGAGGAGGCAAGCAAAACAAGAGGCAACGGUAAAAAAGGGGUGGACGAGAAGUAAUUUGGAUAGUUUUUGAAUUAAGGAUAUUAUUUUAAAAAAACCAAAUAUAGGUACUGUUUAGAAAAUAUCUAAAAUAAAAAAUGGUUUUUUAAUCGCUGAUUAUAAUAUAUAUAAAUAUUUAGUUGUAUGUAUAUAUAAAUUGCGACUCCCACUUUUUAGGAGGUUUUAAUGAGGAAAAAAAAGGACAACAAAAUUAAAGUACGUGGCGUUAUUCUUCCUUCCCCAUCUCGGCCGCCUAAACGUGUUCUUCUCCUCAGCAUAAUAUAAAGAGACAGGGAACCUCAAUCCCCGAGCCGGACGGCAAUGGGGACCGACGGCGGCGUACUCCGGCGCUCCGCCGCCGUCGUGGAGCACGCCCGCGACAGUGCCCGCUCCACCCGCAGGGCACUCCGCUCCUUCCGCCUCCACUACGCCCUCCUCCUCUGGGUCCUCCUCCUCGCGUCCCUCUUCCCCCGCCGCCGCGCCACCAUGCUCUUCCUCAUGGCCGCCUCCAAGCUCGCCCUCUUCUACGGCGCCCUCCUCGAGGCCUUCCCCAAUUCCGCCCUCCUCCGCCAGAUCGUCGACCGCAGGCUGGUCGCCGCGCUCCUGAUGGCCGCCGUCGGCGCCGAGAUCGUAAUGACGAGUGCCGUGCCGCAGUUCCUGCUCGCCAUGGCAGUCGGGGUGCCGCUCGUGCUGCUCCACGCCUUGUUCCGAACGCAGGACGAUCCGGCGGCCAGUGGCGAGGAGACGGCCGCUCUUUUGCAAACCAUGAGACUUGUACAGAAGAACAGUAGGAAAAUGGACCUGUUGAAAGGCAUGCUCAUAAGAGCUAAGGGAACAUGCAAGAACAGUAGGAAAACGGAAGAAACAAGAAGAUGA
Musa acuminata AAA Group (dessert banana) is the source of this 1105-nucleotide messenger RNA. RefSeq lists its product as uncharacterized. The transcript has a single exon. Bases 551 to 1105 code for a protein of 184 amino acids. The record is from RefSeq and is a predicted model, not a curated record. NCBI's taxonomy places the organism in Eukaryota, Viridiplantae, Streptophyta, Magnoliopsida, Zingiberales, Musaceae.